Molecule: messenger RNA, 6531 nt
Organism: Penicillium maclennaniae
Lineage: Eukaryota; Fungi; Ascomycota; Eurotiomycetes; Eurotiales; Aspergillaceae
Gene: sec16
Product: COPII coat assembly protein SEC16
Exons: 3
Coding region: 1-6531 (2176 amino acids)
Biological process (GO): autophagy; Golgi organization; COPII vesicle coat assembly
Cellular component (GO): ER to Golgi transport vesicle membrane; endoplasmic reticulum exit site
Source: RefSeq, a predicted model, not a curated record
AUGGCCCAAGAACCCACAGCCGAUGAUAUUGAUGCAUGGAACAUACCGUCUCAACCAGAUGAUUCAUCUACCACCGCCACGGUGACUUUCACGGGAGGCGACUUGUUGGAUCUCCUGACGACCGCCGACGAUACCAAAGAAACCCUUGCAACAACUAUGAAGUCACCUGUCAGCGAGGAGAAUUUUCCUGCAUGGGAACUGCAUCAAGAUGCAGUUGCCUUUUCUCCCCAGGAUGCACCGACAACGACAAACGCGCUCCGCGACAACGUGCCGACCUCUUUGGACGCUGCCAUACAUGAUUCACAGAAGCCGGAAACCACGACAAGACCAGCUUCAGUGGAAAUGCCUUUAUACGUUGAAAAGCCGGAGACUCCAGAUGGGGAGCUGAUCAAUGGUACCGAGUCAGCACAUACGCAACCAGCUCAGCCUCUCGCAAGACCCGUGGAAGCAUCCGUGACAUACACCGAGACCGCUCAUGAGCCUUCUGGCCCAGCUAUAUCAGCAGAGGUUUCACCCCAACCUCAGAUCCACAAGCAGCAGGAGAAUGCUCCCCUGCGAGGCGAGGAACCGGACGAUUCUAAGGAGUUGAUCGCACAGCAAUUUGUUCUACCUGAGGUAGAGGCGCCUCCAGUAGCGGAAAAUAUCCCAGCCCCUCCCAUGCCUGCUGAGGACACUUCAUCUUCCAAGCCACAGAACUUGCCGAUCGAGUCCGAACUCAACCUUGUAAAAUCGGACAUUGAAGAAACGGCGCAGUCUGAAACCCACGAGCAGUUAGGCAUCGAAUCUGCUCCUGCGCAUAAGGAGCAAGCGUCAGAGGUGGAGUCAGAGUCUUUGCCCAUUGACCCUGAGCAAAAGGAGAAUUUCGAAGGAUCUGCUAUCGACGAUGCUGUUCAGCCGAUUGUGACAAAUGGCCCUUUGGAGUCAGAGACAACCUCAAAACAGCUUGAAGUCAGAGUGGAACCAACCGUUGCAUUCGAGUCCGCUGGCCAGAAUAUUACCACAGAAAAUGCAAUCGGAGAGCAUCUGCAGCCAACGGCCGCGCAAGAUCCUUGGGCCAUCGAUUCAACCCCGACACAUUCCGAAGUAACCGAGCUCAAGGCCCCUUCCGUGGAUAUGACGCUUCAGAAUGAUCUAAACGACCCUGUCAUUGAGGAAGCUGAACAGGAAGCGGCAGGUCACGAUCCCCGGGCCGUCGAGCCCACCCCGCCACAGCCCGACACUGCUGAGAAGCAGAACCCUCAACGUGAAUCCGCGGACCUCGUAAAUCUUCAGGAAAGCGUCUUUCAAGAACCGGCGGGCAUCGAGGCUCGCGAACAAUCGAUUCCCUUGGAGCCUUUUGUUGAACCCACGCAGGCCGCUCCUGAAGAGCAUGUAGCACAUAUUCCACCACAGGAGACCCGCUUGGGGACUCCUGUGUUCCAGAUUUUGCCCGAUAAGGUCGGCCCGCUCAAAGCCGCGCGGGCAGAUUUGAGCGUUAGGGUUGAUGACCAGGAGUCUCGAGUUAAACAUGUCGUUCAAAAAGAUUUCACAGAGCAAACCGAGUUCAAUACUCCGCCCGUGGAGGGCAAGACUGACGGAAACGAUCUGUGGGACAAUGAGCCAGCCGCCGAUGUGGAUUCGGAUGGAGAUGAAUUCUUUAACCAACUCAAAACUCAAACCAAGCCUAUCUUCGCAUCACCAGAGUCAGAGUCGCGAUUUGAGGAAGGCGUUCCGUUGUUGGAUGAUACAUACCCAACUUCUCCCCCUCUGGCUAUACCUCAGAGGAAGACUGUCGAGAAUCCCUUCGGCGAUGGAGAUGAUGGAGCCGAUUUCUUCACUUCCAUUCAAAACUCCCAUGCAAGCAAGGAACUCCCAAUUCGUCACAUUACUCGCAAGAGUACCUCCCAAGUCGUGGAAUCGAUGGGCUUCGAUGUUGACUCCCCGUCAAGCGAUAUCUCUGCAGCUGCUCAGCUUGAGGAAGUUUUGAAGUCCGCGGCUUCUAGCUCAAAGACCCCACAAGCAAUUGAGGAGCCACAAGCUUCUCAGUCCUUCCAAGCUCAACAAGAAGCUCCAGAACCUACAGAAGAGGAACUGGCCGCUCGAUGGGAGGCAGAACUUAGUGACGUCGGGGAGGAGGAUCUCGCGGCACAAUGGGAGGCUGCGCUUGAUGAUGAUGAUAUACUGCUUGGAGAUGAAUCUACUCCAGCGCAGCCUAUUGUCCAGAACCCCAUGCAAUCCGCGCCUAAUGCUCCUUUGGGUGGCUUGAACAGCCCAUUUGAGACCCCACAGAGCUAUGGUCCGGCUAGGGCAGCGCCUAGCGUAUACACACCACAUCAACCAUCUACCGCGGAUUUGAUGGCUGGGGUCUACAUGCCAGGAGUUGCUCAAUCGGCCAAUCCAGCCAUUCCGCCUUAUUUCUCUCAGCAGCCGCAAAAUCCUGUGGCUAGCAGGGGGGAGAGCUUUGCUGAGGCCUCAAAGCAGGGGUAUAAAUCUCCUUAUGAUCUGCCAGAUGAUCUAUCCCGACCUCGGCGACCUCUAGCAACCUCGAAGCCGGCUCCCCAACCGGUAGCUCUGAUGCCACCGCCCGCUUCAUCAACUGUGGCUCCUCCGGCAAAUACUGUUCAAGCCGCCGCCGCGACUGCACCAGCUGCGCAGUCCGCCCCGAAGAACUUUUACGAGGAACUCCCUUUACCAGCGCCCAAGUCUCGACCCGCUGGCUCCGGACGAUACACUCCUAAUCCAAGUGCGGCAGGGCCCACCUCUUCCCAUAUGCCUCCGCCCCAAAAUCCAUACGCGGCUGUUUCUGGUCCUGCUCCCGCUCCAGGGCCUGGGUUGGCUUCUGUGGCAGCUCCGCCUUUACCAAGCAAUGGAAUUCCGGUACAGUCUCCCCUACAGCCGCCUGAGCGGCUGGAACCAUACGGAUCUAUGUUGGCGACGAGUGUACCCGCUGGGCCUCCCGCUGCAUCUAGGUAUUCUCCGCAGCCGCCGGAUGCGCAAGCUCCCGCAAAGCCCUCUCAGUCACCGCGAUACUCGCCUGCGCCACCCCCGGCAGGCCUCUCUCCCCGUAAUCGCUAUGCCUCGCAGCCUUUGUCCGUCCCUGGCCAAAACUUGCCAUUCCAGCCUCGGACAUCGAGCCCUCUUGCAUACCACGAAAAGGUCUCUUAUCAACCUGAAGAUUCUCGGCAACAUCAACUACCCUCGUUGCAACCAUCUGUCGAUCUUUCUCCACCUCGAUUUCAACGAGCGAGCAUCGACCAGGGAUCUUCUUUUGCCCCUCAAGAUGCAACUGGCCCACACGAUGCUAUGGGGCAACCAGUCGGCCCACCUGCUGCUCAGCGACAGACUCCUCCACCUGCCGGGAAUCGUUAUGCCCCUCAGGAUUAUAUCAAUGAGUUCGCGAAGCGUGUAACACCGAGUAUGGCUUAUGCUCCACCAGCCCCGCAAAUGCCUGCUCCAGGACCUCCCCAAGCUGCCGAUCCGCAGAUGCCUCCCCUUCGAUCCCAGACCCAGUCUCCAGGCCAGCACAUGAUAAGCCCCCGGGCGUCUGUCCCUCCGAUUUCCACCAUUCCGCGUCCGGCUUCAGUCCAUGGUUCGAGCUCACCCACCAAAACCCCGAACCCAUAUGCGCCGUCCCAACCUUCCGUGCAAAGUCGUGCUCGGGCACUUUCUCAGCGUGGUCUCGGCUUCGUCACCCCUACUGAUGGCCAAGAACAUGAUGUCCUUGAGCGGUGGAAAGGUGCUCCCAUCUUCAAGUUUGGCUUUGGGGGAGCUGUGCUGUCAUGCUUCCCCAAGCAUAUUCCUCGUUAUUCUGCCGGUCAGACAGCUCCUAUGCUGAUGCCAAGUCCGGGCGAAAUCAAGACCGCCCCACUCAACCAAUGGCUACCUGCAGCGGAAACCAUCGUUCAGCACCCUGGGCCUCUCAGGGCUAAGUCUAAAAAGAAGGAUCUUGUGUCCUGGCUGUCAGGCAAGAUCGUCGCAUUGGAGAAUGAACCUACUCCCGACUUUGAUCUCUCUCACCCGGAAUCACAAAGGCGCCACGAAGAAAGGAUACUACUUUGGAAGGUCAUGAAGAUUCUGGUUGAGAACGAUGGCACAUUGGAAGGUUCACCUGCGAUUGAAAACUCUCUCCGCCAGGCUAUUUUCCCGCAUCUUUCGGAAGCUACAAGUGAUGGUUUUCAUGCGAGUGGCUUUCCUACAUCUGGCGUUCCCUUCAAUGUCCCUCUCGUCCUGAUGCCGUUGACUCUGAAUCGAGAAGAGGCAGUUUGGGCAGCAGUCGACCGUCGUCUUUGGGGACAUGCGAUGAUUGUUGCAUCCACAAUGGAUAAGUCUAUCUGGAAGCAGGUCGUCCAAGAGUUUGUCAGACGUGAGGUUAGGUCCUCGGGGGGCAACACCGAGUCACUGGCAGCACUUUACGAGAUUUUCGCCGGCAAUAUCGAGGAGAGCAUUGACGAACUCGUUCCUCCGUCUGCGAGGGCCGGUCAUCGGUUGAUUAGCAAGGCCGAUGGUCAGGGAACGACGAAAAAUGCACUUGACGGGUUGAACUGUUGGAAAGAUACACUUGGCUUGGUGUUGAGCAACCGUUCCUCUGAGGAUCAGCACGCAUUGCUGGCUCUUGGUCGCCUUUUGGCAUCAUAUGGGCGCACCGAGGCUGCACAUAUCUGCUUUAUCUUCUCCCGGGCUGCUGUCUUCGGUGGUGCUGAUGAUCCCCAGGCCAACAUCGUCCUCCUUGGCGUUGACCACCAACAGUUCCACUCCGGUCUGCUCAGCGAAGACGCUUUCCUCCUGACUGAGGUUUAUGAAUAUGCCACUUCUAUCUUGGGCAACUCCCCCGUGGCGAAUCUGCCUUACUUGUUGGCCUUCAAGCUCCUGCACGCCCGUCAGCUGGCCGAUCGGGGCCGCAUAUCUGAGGCGCAGAACUACUGCGAUGCCGUGGGGGCAUCUCUAAAAGCAACCACUCGCCCUUCCCCCUACCACCACCAGCUUCUAUUCACUGAAGCCGAUGAACUUUCUGCGCGUCUUCGUCAAACAACCACUGAUGGCGGUUCUUCGUGGAUCUCCAAGCCGAGCAUGGAGAAGGUGUCUGGAUCUAUGUGGGCUCGAUUCAACAGCUUUGUCGCCGGCGACGACGCUGACCCUGCAUCCGCCGGUGCACCAAAGUCGGGGGAAACUGCAGAAUUCGGCCCCUUCGCCAACGUGGCAGGAACACCGACUGUUAGCCGCUCUCCUUCCGUGUCUGAACUGUACGGCUCUUAUCCCGGACAUGGGGCGCAGUCGGUUCCUCCCGGUGGUGCUUCGCGUUACUUGCCUUCAACCCAAUAUGCUCCCAACGCGUCGCCAGAACAAUUCCGUGGCCGAUCAUCACUCGAUUCCCAGAGAUCUGCUUCGUAUGGCGGGAUGCCGGUCGGACUGCGUCGAAGCUCGACAGAUUACCCAUCCCCCCCAGUUGACUUCCAAUCGUUCCAGGGCGGCCCCAUCUAUGGCUCGCCUGGUAGUACUGGGUACCAACCCACUCCGCCUCAGGCGUCUUAUAUCCCUCUUGCACCGGUUGAAGAGGAUGCGUCUCUCCACGGUCAGUCGCCGGCUGACGCACUCACGUCGAUGCAGCCUCCAGUGAACGGCCUCUUCUACCAGCCCUCCGGACAGGAUGUGUCGCAGACAGACCAGUCGCCCUAUUACCAGGGGCCGCCCGAUAUGCCGCAAUCGGACAGCCCUGCUAAGGCGCAGUUUGAGAGUUCCUACACGCCUCCGGCUACGACUGGCAAUGCUUAUGACCCACCAUCGUAUACCCCGGAUUUCCCACCCACGGAAGAGCCAGAGCAAUACACGAAAGAGGAAGCGCCGCCCAAGAAGAAAUCAUUCAUGGACGAUGACGAUGACGAUUUGGCUGCACGAUCCGCUGCCCUUAAGAAGGCAGAGAACGACCGCAAGGCUGAUGAGGCGUUCCGAAAGGCCGCUGAGGAAGAUGCCAAGAAAGACGCCCAGCAGCAGAAGAAGGGAUGGUUCGGUGGUUGGUUCGGAGGUGCCAAGAAGGAAGCAGAGCACACUGGCGGUGGCCCUAUCAGGGCCAAGCUUGGCGAGGAGAAUUCAUUCUAUUACGAUAAGGAAUUGAAGAAAUGGGUCAACAAAAAGGACCCUGGCAGUGCCAAAGCUGUUCGUGCGACGCCUCCUCCCCCUCGUGGCUCAGCUCCUCCCAGUCGCACCAGCUCUGGUAGCAUGCCUCCUCCUCCUCCUCCUGGACCCCCGAUGUCCGCUUCGGGCAGCCGUCCUCAAUCCUCCUCCAGUGACAUGCCACCGUCUUUAUCAUCAAGCCCCGCGUUUUCCAAUCUUGGUGUCCCGCCGCCAAUUCUGGGCAAUUUGCCCCGAUCUGUCUCCACUGGCGCGACGGUUCCCGUGCCGCCUGGUGCGUCGUCCGCCCCUGGUCCGCCCCGGCCUACAUCUUCAUUGAGCCACGCACAGUCUAUUGACGACCUUCUCGGCGCCCCCAUGGCACGGAAGGGUAACAAUGUCCGCGGCAAGAAGAAGGGCCGUUACAUUGAUGUUAUGGCAAAAUAA